This is a messenger RNA of Angiostrongylus costaricensis, 915 nucleotides long. The record is from the annotation of a GenBank genome assembly. Lineage: Eukaryota; Metazoa; Nematoda; Chromadorea; Rhabditida; Metastrongylidae.
AUGGGCUUGGACAAUUCGACGGUUGUUGUGACCUGCAUAGUGGUAUUAGUCUCCACCAUAGCGGCAGUGUGGUUUUUCAAAAAGAGAAAGUGUAUUUUCUCAGGCAGUUGGAGUAAGCAUCCUAUUACGUUGGUAGAUGAGGAAACAAAGUACGCUCUUCCACUGGUCGAAAAAAUAGUAGUCAGUCAUGACACUAGGAAAUUCCGUUUUCGGCUCCCGUCUGACAGCCAUAUUCUUGGCCUUCCUGUUGGAAAACAUGUCUAUCUAAGUGCUAAGAUCGAUGGAAAACUUGUUGUUCGUCCUUAUACCCCUGUGUCCAGCGAUCAUGAUUUGGGUUACGUUUACUUCCGCAAUGUUAAUCCAAAGUUUCCGGAAGGUGGAAAAAUGAGUCAAUAUUUGGAACAAAUGAAGAUUGGGGACACGAUUGAUUUCCGAGGCCCUUCUGGAUUAAUAGUUUACAAAGGAAACGGCAAAUUUGCUAUACAACCGGACAAAAAAUCUCCACCCAAAGAACGUGUUUUCAAGGAGGUGGUAAUGAUUGCUGGUGGCACUGGGAUCACACCGAUGUUGCAAAUUAUCAAAGCUAUCCUGAAAAAUCCCAUUGAUCGAACCCGUAUUAGUCUACUGUUUGCCAACCAAUCAGAGGAAGAUAUCUUGUGUAGGAAGGAACUGGAUGAACUAGCUGCUGACCACAGUGACAGUUUCAGCGUUUGGUAUACUGUUGACCGUCCUCCCGAAAACUGGAAGUACUCCAGCGGAUUUAUAAAUGACCAAAUGAUAAAGGCUCGUUUGUUUUCACCACCGUCAGAGGACUGUGUAGUUCUCUUGUGUGGUCCUCCUCCAAUGAUCAAUUUUGCCUGUACUCCUAAUUUAGACAAACUCGCCUAUGAUCCGAAAAAUAGAUUCCAGUUUUAG